Lathyrus oleraceus (garden pea) is the source of this 762-nucleotide messenger RNA. Its product is annotated as putative disease resistance RPP13-like protein 1. Lineage: Eukaryota; Viridiplantae; Streptophyta; Magnoliopsida; Fabales; Fabaceae. Gene Ontology annotation, biological process: defense response to other organism. The transcript has 2 exons. The record is from RefSeq and is a predicted model, not a curated record. The coding region runs from base 1 to 762 and encodes 253 amino acids. Gene Ontology annotation, molecular function: ADP binding.
AUGUUGGAUGACUUAUGGAAUGACAGUUAUUCUGAUUGGGAUGAACUUACAUCUCCGUUGAUAUAUGGAAAAAAUGGAAGCAGAAUGAUCAUCACAACACGCCACAAAAAAGUGGCAGAUGUUGCACACACAUUUCCUAUUUUUUCAUUAGAUCCUCUAUCCCAUGAAGACAGUUGGUUUUUACUCUCCAAACAUGCAUUUGGAAGUGGAGACUUUUCUGAAACUCAACGCCGAAACCUAGAACCAAUUGGCAGGAAGAUUGCCAGAAAGUGUGGUGGAUUGUCAAUCGCUGCAAAAUCACUUGGAGGACUAUUGCGUUCGAAAGUAGAUACUGAAGAGUGGAUUGAAGUUCUGAACAACGACAUAUGGAACUUACAGAAUGAUAAUAUUUUGCCUGCAUUGCGCUUGAGUUAUCAAUAUCUUUCGUCUCAAUUGAAAAGAUGUUUUUCCUACUGCUCUAUUUUUCCAAAGGACUAUCCACUUGAUAGGAAGAAAUUGGUUUUGUUGUGGAUGGCAGAAGGCUUCCUUGAUCAUUCUCAAGACAGAAAAACAAUGGAAGAAGUAGGUGAUGAGUUUUUUGCUGAAUUGUUGUCCAGAUCAUUGAUUCAACAAUUGCAUGAUAAUUAUGGAAAACAAAUAUUUGUCAUGCAUGACCUUGUUAAUGAUUUAGCUACUGCUGUAUCUGGAAGAAGUUGUUACAGACAUGAAUUUGGCGCUAAGUGCUAUGAAAAUGUUGCGUGUGUUAUCGUUGUCAAAAUAUAG